This is a messenger RNA of Monascus purpureus, 738 nucleotides long. NCBI's taxonomy places the organism in Eukaryota, Fungi, Ascomycota, Eurotiomycetes, Eurotiales, Aspergillaceae. The record is from the annotation of a GenBank genome assembly.
AUGACAUGCAGACUGAGACCGACGUCUGUUGGCGAAGAGCAAAAAGUGGAUUGUUUAAUUGGAAUUUCUUAUGAUUCUUCGCGAUGGCACUGCGUGUAUCCGUAUUUCGAGUAUCCGUAUUUCGAGUAUGCGUAUUUCGGUAUUUUUUGCCGCGUGUCGACGCCGCAACGCGCAAGGGAUUUGGAAUCAGCCCAACUCUUGCCCAACAAGCUUCAGCUCCCUUCUUUGGCCUUGCGCAAAUCCUGUCCUUGUCCUGCAAGGCGCGAUGCUGACAAGGCUGGGGAAAUGUGCUGCUCCGAGGUGCACCGCAGGCAGAAGCUUAGUUGGUGGUGUGAAGAUUCCAAUCUCCCGACGGUUGAAGCAGAAACAGAAAUUGUCGUCAAGUAUUCUCGUUCACGCGCGGAAAACAUGCUUCAUUUAUGUCCCUCAAUCCGCAUGUUUUUCUCAUCGAGAUGCACGGAGUUGUUUGUUCUAUUGAGAGAGAAAGAGACGACAAGGCCAGCAUUCCCGCGCGGCAACACGCCUCAACCCCAGACGCCCAUCUCUCACGAAUCACCACGCGAAACAUCCCCUUCUUCCAAACGCUCCCCGGAGGAAACUCAACCCCUCGGAGAAGCGCGCGCCUUCAGAUCUCCCGGUCCGACAUGUACCAUGCCGUGUCCCAGCGAACCGGCAGCUUGUAGCUGCUAUGUCUUAACCUUGAAUCCCUGCAGUUUGUAUUCAAUGGCUGGGACGUAA